Messenger RNA from Coturnix japonica (Japanese quail), 6023 nucleotides. It is a transcript of the gene IHO1, whose product is annotated as interactor of HORMAD1 1. The record is from RefSeq and is a predicted model, not a curated record. Lineage: Eukaryota; Metazoa; Chordata; Aves; Galliformes; Phasianidae. Gene Ontology annotation, cellular component: condensed nuclear chromosome. Gene Ontology annotation, biological process: homologous chromosome pairing at meiosis; meiotic DNA double-strand break formation; DNA recombination.
AAAGGCCAGAACAGAUGCAGGUGAGAGAUUCAGUCUUUUAAUGAGAUGACAUUAGAAAAAAAUCUCAUGGGCCGGGGUAAAUAUCAAACGUGAGCACCUGACCUUUCAGAGAGGAGGACCAGUGUGCUGCUGCAUCAGGCUGUGCACGUGCCAGGGCACUGCAUGGAAAAAGUUGGGCACAAUUCAGAGAAGAAGUGCUUGCUGUGUUUUGGGAGAAAUAUCCUGGGAUACUUGGGCUGGUGGUACCUCUGAUGCUUGAAGCAUCUUUGCAUCCACCUCUGGAGUUGCCAUAGAAACACUCCUGUGCUAGAGCCUGCAUCAACACGGGGCCCUAAAUUGAGUAUUGAGGCUUGUAGCAGCUGGGGGGACUCGCCAGCAGCAGGACAAGGUGAUUUGUGCUGUGCUGGGAGGUCUGGGGGCUGGAUAGGGGGAUCCUGUCCUCUGAGCACAGCAGAUGCAGGGCUCUGGCACUCUGCUGUGAAUAUAGCAGCAAACUGCACUUUCACAACACCCCUAAAAUGCCUUGGUGGGACAGGUAUGGUACCCCUCCAUAGCCUACCUGUCCUUUCCAGAAGCCACCGAGGCUCCUAAGAACUUCACUCAUCCCAACUUUUGUCACAUGCAACCCUAAAUCACAAUGUUGCACUGGAAACACAGACCUGAUUAAUGAACUCGUCCCAUGGGAGCACGGCAUGGAGAGGAUAAAUCAGGCACUGAGUCACCAGCAGGCUGACACUCUUCUGCAGCAUUCCCUUCCAACGUGGCAGGCUGCAGAAUGGGUGCCAGUGCUUGGAACUGCCCUUUCCAAGUGCAAGGCCAUGCCAGCUGCACCUUAGCACUUUGCUGUUGUGUGUCCCCACUGCGGUGACAUUUCCUGCAGCCCUACCGUCAGCCUGCCUCUUUUAUUAGCACCCAAGUCUCUUUCGUGUGACUGGGGAGUUUAGGGUGCAUCCACAGACCACAGCACCACUUGACUUGACUGUUUCAAUUGAGAAGAAUCUGCGACCUUUCCUAAAAGUCUGGAUUGCUCAUUAUUUUCUCUCUCCACUUUUGGGCACCGGAGCAGAAUCCCAACCAAAUGAGGGGAAGAGAGCAUCCAAGACAAGAGCCAAGAAUGCCUUGGGAUGGGUGUUGAAAUCUUCAGGCAAAAAGGCAAAACAAAUGAUAGCCCUGACUGCUUAAGACUGACACAUUAUUAAGCGAAGAGCUCAUGUGAGUUGCUAAUGAAAUGCUAACAAAUCAAAGAAAACCAGCUGAGGGACGUACAAGGUAUAUUGCUGCCUGUCUCCUGAUAUGUUCUUCUAAUUUUUACUAAAUGAAAGUCUUCAAGUGUCUGGCCAGACUCCCUAAUGCUAGAAGCACAGUCUGUUACUCCAGAUAGGAGGAAUUCUACAAGCCAGCACCUGGCAACACUUCUGAUCUCCACAGAGCUGUGUUAUGGAUGAGGGAGACUGGGACUGGAGCUAGCUGUCAAACCUAUAAUUAAAAAAAUGUGUUUUCUUAUAGAAAUUUCUUUCUGUUGUCAGGAGAGAUGGAAUACAAAAUCUCAUUUACCAUAUUCCACAAAUUUUGUAGACGCUCAAACCAGAAAGCUCCAGCCACAUCAGAAACAUGAAUAGUCCUGCAUAAUAACUUAAAAUAACGCACCGAUUCCUAUGGCUCACACACAAAGCGCCAGCAAAUCCUUUCCUAAUAACAGUGCUGUAAGAGGUAGGAGGCCCUAUGGGCUCCUACAAAUGGAGUUCUAGAUUUUCCAAUAAAAGGAUGGAAAAACCAACAGUGAUUCAGGGACACAUCUGACCUCCAAGCAGCAAUAGCAGUGCUGGGCAUUGCCCUGCACACUCAAGCUGUACAAAGCAUACCAAACCCUUCCUUUACUCAACUGGUGCCAUAUCCACAGAUAUCUCUGCAGCAGUGCUCUCUGGAGGAAAGCUGGGCUUCCAUCCUUAGACAGUUUGACUAUCAGACCAUUGCAGUGGGAGCACAGCUUCUGUUUCAGUCCUAGAAAAGCUUCCUACCACAGAAUCAUCGCACAGGCAAGAGUUAACGACCACAGAAAUAAAUUUGAGCUAUUUAUACAGAUGUAACUCUGUUGUUAUAAGCAAAGACAGUGCAGCAGAUUUGCUCCAAGAUGUCUGUGAAGGGUAAAAGUCCAUAAUUCUUCAAGUCAAGGCUUAAGUUCUGCAGGAUUUGUUAAGGAAACACAGCAUAGUUAUUGUUUUGACACCUUGCAGCUCCGGGCUGCAUUACUGCUAAAAUCUCUCUCCAGGCAAGAGGAGUUUGAAGGGGAUGCGAUGAACCCCUCUAAUCUAUCUUCAAAUUUAUAGCAGCUUCAUUUCUGCAGCAUUCUGUUGCUUAUGGAGCACCUUCAGAACUGGCAAACAAACAGCUUAACUGGCAUUAAUAUAGCUUUGAAUUAAAAGGGGAAAAAAUAAGCAAGCAAACGUGCCCAUUUUCCAUUUCUGAAGACAAGGAGGAUAAAAAUUCCUGUGAAACCAUAUUUGAGAGUCUUUCUUCAGGGCACGUUUCCAUCAUAGGUUAUUUCUGUCAGAGUAGCAAGUAAAAUUAAGCUGCGCUGCAUUUCUGAGAGUGCUGCUGACACUGGGGACUGCACAGCCCUCGGGCACAAUGCACCCCAACCUGCUGCACCAAGCAGCCAAGGGUCCCCAGGCUCAAGCACCUCCUUUUUACACAGCACUGGGGUGGGUCCCACAUGUAUGGGGACAGCUGAGAACCCAGUUCUGUGAGCAGCCUGCAGGCCCAGCUCCAGCAGCCACACUGGCUGCGUCAGCCAUGUUGGCCGUGGCAGCCAUGUUGUCUAGGCCUCACUAGGCCGCGCUCCAUGCACAGCAGCUGUGCUGUGUCCUGAGGGAGCCUGUAAUACUCAAACUGCUCAGGCAGUACAUGAGUUUCUUGGGGACAGAGCCCAGGGGACGCAUUCCUCACCUCAGCCCCAAAAACACGCUGGUUGCAGGGUGACCAGGCUGCAGGUUGGCUGCUGCCACUGCAGUGCAGCCUGCACCCCCACAGGUGCCUGUAUGCAGGAUCAAUAGCUCUUGUAUUUUUCUUUUCUAACAGUUAAUCUUGAGGUGGGGGGGAAUGAAUUUAAACAUCUGGAAUAUCAAGGAGAUGCUCAGCACUCCCACAGCCUCUGGGCCAAACAAGCUCUUUUCCCGGAGCAGUGCUCCGAGUGACUACUCAAGUCUGAGUGAUUCCCAGGUGCUCUUCGGCUCCCAGUUCUGCCCAGAGAAUGUGCAGUCAGCAGCACCGCUGGAGCUGGGUGUGCAGCUGGGCCAGCACAACUCCCAGGAUAGCGAGCCCAGUAUUUUUACCAAAUACCAAGCAAAACCACAGCUAUUUGAUGAAGAUACGAAAGAAAAAGGGCUGCUUAGCUUUGGAGCAGGACAGGGGAUGAGAGUCCUGGAAAACUUCAAAGCAAAUAAGAACAAAAUAAAGGACAAAUACGACCGAGAAGUGUUAAGCACCUUCAUUUCCAGCAUCAACGACAGGCUCCAAGGGCUGCAAUCGUGCUUGGACAAGUUUGAAGAAGAGUUCAAUUCAAGAAACAAAUCAAUUUCUGUUCACCUGGAGACCGUUUCCAGGACACUGCAAGAUGCUCUUCAAAGUCACAGCAACGUGGUGCUGAAAGCCCUGGAAGAUAAAAGCCAAAUGGAGCGGGCGCUGCUGGAGAUGGAGGGGAGGCUGGCGGCCAAAGAUGUGGAGAUUUCGGACGUGAAAUCCAGUGUCCAGCAGCUGAAGGAGGGCCUGGAGUCGCUGCCAGCCCAGCUCGGUGACCACCACCUGAAGCUGUGUGAAGAAUUACACUCCCUGAAGCUCCCCAGUGCCUUAGCUGAGCUGCAGACCUUCAUGUCCAGUGCCAGAGCCCCCCCCAGGAUGGUGGAUAACUCCUCCCAGACCUCGCCUGGCACACGCCAAGACUGUGGCCCACAUCAGCAGAAAGCGCGCUGGCUGUGCUGCUGUGCUAUGGGGGGCUGCAGCUCCUCGGGUCUGUCUGCAGCGGGGAAGCAGCACAGAGUCACUGGGGAUGUGACACCUCGGAGUGGCUCCGAUACAGCUUCUGAAAACAAAGUCAGCCCCGUUGCUACAGCCGUGUGUGGCAGGGAAGUGGAAUCUGCUUUGGUAGCACAGAGCUGCUCUCACCAUCCGUGUGUGCUCAGUGCUAACAGCCAGUUCCUGGGGGAUGGUCGGAAGAAGCACAUUCCCAUACUGCAGGAGAUAUCCCCAGUCACUCCUCUGAGGAAGGCAAUCCGCAGAGGCACUGGAGGAUUUAAACCCCUGACGCCAUCACAACAGAGGCAGCCUCAAGUGUGCCAUCUCUUUGUGCAAAGCAACGUGUCUGGGCAAAGAGAUGGGAACUCGUCCACAGACCUGGAGCUGGAGAACAUAGCCGUAGGGAACAAGGCAAGGCAGAAGGUGGGAAGGAUCCCUUGGAAUAAAGCAAUGGAGAGGAAGAAAACAUACCCUAGCAAGAAAAAAAGGGAGCUCGCCAGGUGUGCUGAUGGUGGGCUGAAGCAAGUAAGAGCAAACAGGAUUAUCGGGUUGGGAAGCACCAGAAAGAAUUGCUUUCCCAGAUAUACAGUUGCUCUCAGUUUAGCCAGCUCUAACACAAUUCCCGCAGCUCCCCCUCCACAGAUGCUCAGCGGUGCUCAGCCCAGGCUUACAAUGAGCUCCCUGCCAGCGCCGUGCUCCAAUAAAAGCAUGCUCCAACCUGCAGAGCAAACGAAGAGAAGUCUUGAAAACAAGACAAGUGUGAUGGUCUCCAGCGUGAGAAGGGAUUUCUGGGAUUCCUCUCCCCAGGAGAGUCUGUUCUCCCUGUGCAGAGCAGGUGACAAACAGGAGAGCUGCUCCAUAGGCUCCACCAACCCGUGUGCUGGCAACGUGCAGGGCAUGGAGUGUUGCUCCUUGGUUUUUGAUAGCGAUUAUUCAGAUUGAGGGGUUUCAUUUUCAGAGCCUCCAGUGCAGACAUGGCCCUCUCUCUGUUGCCGUUUAUUCCUCCUGUUAAUGUGUCCUACAUCUGAUGGUGGGAGCUCAUACUGCCAAGAAGGGCUGAGCGUACCCAUGUGAGCGCAGCCCCUUGCAAACAGGCAGGGCUCCUGCCUGGCGCCCAAGCAAGUCGCUGCCUGCUCAGAUCCGUGCUCAGGGACAGCGUGGGAUCUGAGGCUUGGAAAGCUGCGUGGGUCUGCAUUAUUUCACCCCCCACCAGAAGUGCCCCGGGCUCUGCUUACUGUUGUGUUCACCCUGCAGAGAAGUGCCUGCGCUCGGCUGGGACUUUCAGCCCUACACCGCUGAUAACAUCUCUAUAGCUGGAGGCUUUCACUCCUCUCUUACUCAUAGUCUCUGUUUUGGUUUGUAUGUCUGAAAGUUCUGACUUCUGGCUCCCUUGAAAGUUGGGGUCUUUUUCUGGUAAGGUUUAGAUUUGUCUCAGUGUUUCUGAGCAUUGGGUGGAAGCAAAGUCCCAGCAGCCCCAGUGCAUCGACUGCUGUGCUGCUUCUCCCUUGAGGCCAAACUUUCCUUGUUUCAGGAUGUUCAGGAUGUUGUUUAGUUUCUGUCAUAGUAAUCUCACGUCUUCAUGCAUAAAGGACGUGCUCACCUCCAGCUUUUCAAGCAUGGCUCUCAAACAUAAGCCCAAAGAAGCAAAGUCGAAAUUCAACAGCUUCAGUAACCGAUGGAUGCUUCUCAUCUUUUCAGCGUGGUUCUUUGGCUCAGGGUCAUCCCAUGUGUGCAGAUGUUGAUUGAGGAGGGACCACCUGACCAGCACCCCUGCAUACAUGGCAGCUCGAGCUCUCGGCAGCCCCACAAGCAAACAGGGCAGAUCUCCCUGCAUCUCCAGCCAUGGGGCUGUUUCCAUUGUUUCACAUGUUUUUGCCCUUUUGAUCUUUGAUCUGAGCUGCUGCAGGUGAAAGAAGCGUUUCAGUAUUGACAAAAGCAGCCUAUUGCCGUGAGCCCACAUGGUGCUGUGUGUGGGAUGGCUGGGAUCGUUCAAUAAACCCAAUGUUUCUUUG